GUUUUCAGUCCACGCCAGGAAGUGAAUACUGCUGAUGAAAUAAAUCAACCAAAAUAUCAGUUAUAGGGAGAGCAGUGGAUAAAGUGCAGCUAAUUCAUGCGUUUCAGCGUGGAACGCAUAAGGAAAUUGCUCGCUUCCGGGUUGUGGAACGCAAAGACCGGAAGCGCUGACUUCUUGUACCCCAGCUUCCCUGGGUGCCCCUGAGAUGGGCCUCCUUCCUGCCCAGAAAGCCUUUUUCCCUUUACAUUCUUUGGAGUCCCUGCUCAAUCUCUUUCGCUGGGAGCUGUCUCGCCCUGAACCAGAUUUGGCCUUGCUGUCUCUCACUGUUGGAUAUGUUGAACACUUUCUGGCAGUCAACCGUGUUGUGCCAACUAACGUGACUGGCAAGUUAGAUGGGGGCCCAGAUUUAUUAGCAAAGAUAUCUGGAGAAGGAAAUAAGGUGGGAAGUGGAGAAGCCAUAAAGCAUAAACCCCAAGAUGGCCCUAAAGCAGAGCAGGGAAAAAGGGGAACAAGAAAGGGGAGCACUGGAGGGCAUGGAAAGAAAGAAAGAGACUCCAGUCCUGGGGAAGUUGCUGCAACAAACCCAACAAAGGAGGGUGGAAAGGCAGGGAAAGAUAAUACAGAGGUGAAGAAGGAUAAAGAAGUUGUAAAUGAAGAAAGCACUUCCAGCGAGAGGACAAAGACUUCAUCAAUAAAAGAGAACACGUCCGUAGAUACAGCCCCACAAGGAGUCCCAUACUUCCCUAUAAUGGAACUGUCUGUGGCACAAGCCCUGCACGCUCGUUUCACAGCUCAGACACGAGGGGCAGUGGAUUUAUCUUGUUACCCUCGAGAAAAUGGAGUAUCAGGUCGAGAUUUAAUCCGUAGGGUAUCUGACGUCAUUUGGAAUGGACUGAGCAGAUCCUACUUUAAAGAUCGUGCCCAUAUACAGUCUUUAUUCAGCUUUGUGACAGGCACCAAGUUGGACUCACCGGGGGUGGCGUUUGCGGUGGUAGCCGCCUGCCAGGUCCUUGGCCUCUCCGAUGUACACUUGGCUCUCUCAGAGGAUCAUGCAUGGGUGGUGUUUGGAAAGGAUGGUGAGCAGACUGCUGAGGUGACCUGGCAUGGAAAAGGCAAUGAGGAUCGAAGGGGGCAGUCUGUGAGCACUGGCGUCACUGAGAAGAGCUGGCUGUACUUAAAUGGACGAUAUUUGCGCUGUGAUCGACACAUGGAGGUGGCUUUUAUGGUGUGUGCUAUUAACCCAUCUAUAGAUGCUCACACUGACAGUCUGGAGUUACUACAACUACAACAGAGGCUGCUGUGGUUGCUGUUUGAUGGCGGUUACCUGGACAAGUACCCAAUGGCUUUAGGUAAUCUGGCUGACCUGGAAGAUCUAGAUCCAACCCCUGGACGACCAAAACCACUGGAGCUGUAUUACAAGGCUGUGUCCUCCUCCCGAACACACUAUGAGAACCAGCACUUGUAUCCUCACGUAUAUCUGGCUGCUUAUCAUUGCCGCUAUAAGAAUGUGCCAGACGCUUUAAAAGCCUGGGCAGAGACUGCUGCGGUUAUCCAGGAGUACAAUUACUGCCGUGAGGAUGAAGAAAUCUACAAGGAUCUGUUUGAUAUUGCCAAUGAUCUGUUACCCAACAUUCUUAAGGAGGCAGCUAUGCCCUCUGACAACCCAUCUGAGUCUGCCCUUCAGGAUCCAUCGUGCUUCGCAAACCUGCUACGUUUUUAUGACGGGAUCUGUAAAUGGGAGGAGGGCAGCCCCACGCCUGUUUUGCAUGUGGGUUGGGCUACGUUCCUAGUACAGUCACUUGGUAGAUUUGAUGCACAGGUUCGACAGCAAGUGACUCUUACGAGUGCAGAUGCUUCUAAUGAAGACGAAGAGUCUGAGGACAUGAGGAGAAGGGGACCUCGUCGGGAGACUAAAAGUGGAGAGCCCACCCCAGCUGUUCCUCAGCGGGGUCCUUCCAGCGAGCAGCAAGGGGAAGCAGCAGAGCCUGCAGAAGAUCUAACACUCACUUUCCAUAGUGAGAAAAUGAAAGGGAUGAAGGAGCUUCUGGUGGCAUCAAAAGUCAACUCAAGUGCCAUCAAGCUGCAGCUCACUGCUCAGUCUCAAGUACAGCCAAAGCGAGCCAGAGGAUCUGGGUCUAGAGAUUACAACCUUGGAUAUCUGAAGAGACAGCGCAAAGGGCCAUGAGAAAAAUGGGGGGGGAAAUAAAAAUGAAACUGAGGUUAAAAUAAAUGUUUUUGUUAGAAUUAAUGUAAUUUUUUUUUCUCCAAUAAAUGUUUUAUAAUGUA
Bombina bombina (fire-bellied toad) is the source of this 2286-nucleotide messenger RNA. RefSeq names its product menin 1 (gene MEN1). The record is from RefSeq and is a predicted model, not a curated record. Gene Ontology annotation, molecular function: transcription cis-regulatory region binding; Y-form DNA binding; chromatin binding. The transcript is spliced from 10 exons. Gene Ontology annotation, biological process: regulation of transcription by RNA polymerase II; negative regulation of cell cycle; negative regulation of cell population proliferation. Gene Ontology annotation, cellular component: nucleus; histone methyltransferase complex; chromatin. The coding region runs from base 206 to 2185 and encodes 659 amino acids. Lineage: Eukaryota; Metazoa; Chordata; Amphibia; Anura; Bombinatoridae.